Molecule: messenger RNA, 2780 nt
Organism: Sphaerodactylus townsendi
Lineage: Eukaryota; Metazoa; Chordata; Lepidosauria; Squamata; Sphaerodactylidae
Gene: SCARF1
Product: scavenger receptor class F member 1
Exons: 11
Coding region: 13-2490 (825 amino acids)
Molecular function (GO): scavenger receptor activity
Source: RefSeq, a predicted model, not a curated record
GGCCCCACAAAGAUGAAGGAGCUGCUGCCUUUCUUGAGUCUCUUCUUGCAGAUCCAGGGACCGCGGAUCGGGACUGGCGCCUCUGAGCUGGACCCCAAUGGGAAGCAUGUCUGCCGGUCGGACAGCCACACCCAAGUCCUCACCUGCUGCCCUGGCUGGAAGCAAGAAGGCCGAGAAUGCCCAGUUGCUUUAUGUGAAGGGGCUGUGGCUUGCCAAGAAGACGAGGUGUGUGUGCGACCCGGUCUUUGCCGCUGCAAACCUGGCUUCUUUGGGGCCAACUGUAAUACACGUUGUCCUGAUGAAUACUGGGGACCCGACUGCAAAGAGAGCUGCCUGUGCUAUCCCUACGGGAAGUGUGACCCAGCCAGCGGAGAAUGCACCUGUCACCCUGGCCACUGGGGGCCUCUCUGCCAGUUUGCCUGCCAGUGUGGGCCCAACGGCCACUGCAACCCCCUCACGGGAGCCUGCCGCUGCAAGCAAGGCUGGUGGGCGCCGGACUGCAAGAGGCAGUGCCAAUGCAACUUGGGCGGUUCUCGCUGCGAUCCAGCUACCGGGCGCUGCCUCUGCGACCCAGGGUGGUGGGGCAGGAAGUGCUCUUCGACCUGCCACUGCAACCGCUCGCCCUGUGCCCAGGAGUCUGGCCGUUGUGAGUGCAGGGCAGGGACGUGGGGGGCCACCUGCCAGCACCAGUGCCAAUGCCUGCAUGGGACCUGCAGCCCCCAAGACGGACAGUGCAUCUGUGAUGCCGGCUACCAGGGCCACAGGUGUACGGACCCCUGUCCUGCCGGAACCUUUGGGCCGCAGUGCAGAUACAGGUGUGGCCACUGCAAACAGAAGCAGCCCUGCUCUCCGGUAGAUGGUUUCUGCCUGGCCUGUGACGCUGGCUGGAACGGGACCCACUGCAGUCAGCCGUGCCCGCGAGGGCUCUAUGGGGAAAACUGUGCCCAGCUCUGCCCCCGCUGCUACCAAGGGGAAACGUGUCACCCACAAACAGGGGAAUGCCGGAGCUGUGAACCAGGCCUCCGAGGCGCCAGGUGUGACCUGCCCUGUCCCCCUGGCUUGUUCGGGAAGGGCUGCCUCUUUGUCUGUCCGAGCUGCUUCAACGGGAGCUGUGAUCCAGUCUCAGGGACCUGUGUGUGCCAGGCUGGCUACUGGGGCAUUAGCUGCAACGAGACCUGCUCGGAAGGGCUUUAUGGGUCUAACUGCUCUGAGACGUGCCAGUGUUCAGGGAACCCGUGCCACCCGUCUUCUGGGGAGUGUCGGUGGGGAGGCAAGAGUCAAGAGCUCCUUCUAGCGGGCAUUCUGGCCCCACUGGUGGUGGUCGUGUUGCUGGUCUGCGUUUGCUGCUGCUUCUGCUGCCAGUCAGCUCCAGUGGCCACCCGGGACAGGGUGCCAGCUCCUGAUGGUGCCCCAGUCUUCCAGGUGAAGCACCAUAUGCAGGGGGCGCUAGCCAACUUCCACUCCACCUUCCCCUGCUUCUCCUUGAGGGACUACAAGCUUCCACGGGUGACAGUCUCCCACCAUGAUGCUGAGAUCCCCUUCACCCCCAGCUUCCUUGAAUCCCCCUCCGCUGCGUGGCCCGUGGACAGCUCUUUCUCUGAUAUGGACACGGACGAGGAUUACGUCCCAGCCUGCCACCUCCCUCCCAGUAAAGCUCCAGAUCCCGAGCCACAGCCGGGCCUUCUCCCUGAGGCGUCGGCCCUGAAUCUGGAGCCCUUUGCCAUCCCUCGCACAUCCAGCAUUGCCAAGGCCAAGAGACCCUCCGUGUCCUUUGCCGAAGGAACCUGCUUCGGCCCCCAGAGUCCCAGGGGCUCCACCGAAGCCAUCCACUUUGCACAGAAACCAAAGGUGGCACAGGGCUUCUCCCAAGUUGCCUUGUUCCACCAGCCUGCCCUGGGCCGUGAAGAGGACGAUUCGCCAGAGAGCUGUUACGAGAACUUGGAGGCUGGCUCGUGGGUGGAGGACGGUCACCAGCCCUCUCCACGGAGCACCACGGGUGGCCACAGAAAACGAACCUCCGGUUCCCGGAGCGUGGCACAGCGAGUGGAAGCUCUGGAGGCAGCGUUGUCCGCUCAGGGCAAAGAGCCGAGCAUCACCACCAUUUAUGUGACGGUGGGCAAAGGGGAAGGGCCAAGCCAAGCCCCGGAGAAACAGCCAGGGAGCCUGCAGAGGGAGGGGCCCAAGCUUGGGAGGAGCGUUGAGGGUCUCCAGUUGCCCCCCAAGAAGAAUCCAGACUCAGACAAAGGUGCUAGGGGGCAACCAUCCCAAGGCAAGCCAGACCUGGAAUCCACGUCCACCAAGGCUGAGGCCCAAGGCCUUCUGGGAUGUCUGCCAACUCCUCCUUGCAAGGAAGCUGAACAGAAUCAGUGUCAUAGCCAAAGCCAUAGCCGGCCAGAGAUGGAGACUGGAGGAGACACCUCCAAGGUGGAGUCCCAGGAACCAAAGUACGAGAACGUCUCUGGGUUGGUCCAGCGUCCCGUAGCUACCUAAAGACUUCGUCUCAAGGACAGCUUUGGAGAAGCCGAGGUGGCCUGGGGAGCAACCUGAGCUGCAAGCUGGACGUACUGGCAGCUAGAUUGCCCCGGAGGAGCACAGACUUCUUUUUUACCCUCUUGCACCUUCUCCUUUAGCCCUGAUGAGACACAACCCUUCAAGAGCACCCAAGUGGGCAAAAUGGACCCAUGGAGCUGAAUGCUAAGGCCAGCUGUGACAACUUUGAUGCAGACCCCUUCUUGUGCUUCAGAAAUGGAGACAAGACAAUGGCAGGAGAGGCUGAAGGA